UGGAGCCGGAGUUCAAGUAUGUUGGGAACAUGCACGGGAAUGAGGUGCUGGGCCGUGAGCUGCUGCUGCAGCUCUCUGAGUUCCUGUGCGAGGAGUACCGCCGUGGCAACGAGCGGAUCACACACCUCAUCCAUGAUACACGUAUCCACAUCAUGCCCUCCAUGAACCCCGACGGGUACGAAGUGGCUGCCAAGCAGGGCCCAGACAGCAACGGGUACUUGACGGGGAGGAACAACGCCAAUGGAGUGGACUUGAACCGCAACUUCCCUGACCUCAACACGUUCAUGUACUACAGUGGGGAGAUCAGCGGGCCAAAUCACCACAUCCCACUGCCUGACAACUGGAAAAGCCAGGUGGAGCCGGAGACAUUGGCUGUGAUCCAGUGGAUCAGCAGCUACAACUUUGUGCUCUCAGCCAAUCUGCACGGUGGAGCGGUGGUGGCAAAUUACCCCUAUGACAAGUCUCAGGACCAGCGGGUCAGGAGCCACCGGCGCACAGUCAACACACUGGCCAAAACCUACUCGUACGCCCACGGAUGGAUGCACCGUGGCUGGAACUGUGGGGAUUACUUUGCCGAUGGCAUCACGAAUGGGGCAUCCUGGUACUCGCUCAGCAAAGGCAUGCAGGACUUCAAUUACCUCUACACCAACUGCUUUGAAAUCACCCUGGAGCUGAGCUGCAAUAAGUUCCCUCCCGAGGAGGACCUGGAGCGGCAGUGGAUGGCCAACCGGGAGGCCCUUGUUGCUUUCAUUGAAGAGGUUCACCAGGGCAUCAAAGGGAUGGUCUCAGACGAGAACAACAAUGGCAUUGCAGGAGCAGUGAUUUCUGUCCAGGGAAUCAGCCAUGACAUCACCUCUGGUGAUAUGGGGGAUUAUUUCCGGCUGCUGCUGCCUGGCACUUACACUGUCACAGCCUCUGCAGAGGGGUACCAGCCCCAGACGGUGACAACAACAGUGGGCCCAGCUGCACCUUCACUGGUGCAUUUCCAGCUCAAACAAGAUGUGGUGAGGAAGCCCCCGGAGCGUAAAGCCUCAGGCACACGCACGAACAACAAAGCCCUUCAGAAGAAGGUAGUGCCAAGAGCCACCCGCCGGGGGACCCAAAGAUAAGGACAGCUCACUUGGCUGAGAGCUGGGGGAAGCCGUUUAUACGAGGCCUGGCUGAUGACUCCAGCCAGUGAACUUUCCAACAGUCCAGCAUGAAACUAGCUCAAAUUAUUAGGUUAUUAAACGAGGAAGUAUUUAAUCCC
This is a messenger RNA of Balearica regulorum gibbericeps (East African grey crowned-crane), 1249 nucleotides long. The record is from RefSeq and is a predicted model, not a curated record. Lineage: Eukaryota; Metazoa; Chordata; Aves; Gruiformes; Gruidae.